Messenger RNA from Wasmannia auropunctata (little fire ant), 1842 nucleotides. RefSeq lists its product as uncharacterized. Lineage: Eukaryota; Metazoa; Arthropoda; Insecta; Hymenoptera; Formicidae. The record is from RefSeq and is a predicted model, not a curated record. The coding region runs from base 85 to 1116 and encodes 343 amino acids. The transcript is spliced from 4 exons.
GACGCGCUUGUCGGAACAGCGGCAGUAGGCGGCGCUGGUGCUGCGCCCCGACGGCCGUCGAUCGAAGCCCGCCGCGUUAUCGCAAUGGCUUCCGUGAAAGACACAGCGACUUUCUUCGCGGAGGGCACCGCGACGCAAUUCGAACACGUUCUCAAACUUUAUCCGCAGGCGUUGCGCCUCAAGGCCGAUCGCAAGUUGAAAAAGCCCGAGGAGCUGAUCAAGCUAGACAACUGGUAUCAGAAUGAGCUUCCGAAGAUGAUCAAAUCACGCGGCAAGGACGCGCAUCUCAAUCACGCGGAGCUGGUGCAGACGAUGAAAUGGAAGCAAAUACGCGGCAAGUUCUAUCCACAGCUGUCCUACCUGGUGAAGGUGAACACACCGCGCGCCGUGAUGGCAGAAACGAAGAAGGCGUUCAAGAAGCUCCCGAAUCUCGAGCAGGCGAUCACGGCGCUGUCGAAUCUGAAGGGCGUCGGUACCACGAUGGCGUCGGCCGUGCUCGCCGCGGCGUCGCCGGAAAACGCGCCCUUCAUGGCGGACGAGUGCCUGAUGGCGAUACCGGAGAUCGAGGGUAUCGAUUACACCACUAAGGAAUACUUAAACUUCGUCCAGCACAUUCAGAACACCGUCGAGAGGCUGAACAAACAGACGUCAAAUGGCAAGACAUGGAGCCCACAUAGAGUCGAACUGGCGCUGUGGACGCACUAUGUGGCGUCCGAGCUGAAGCCGGAGCUGCUCGACGGCAUUCCGGGCUCGACGGAGAACGGCAACUCGCACGGCGCCAGCAACGGCGAGGCGACAGAGCCGUCGGAUGAUAGCAAUCAAGAGACGACAGUGGCGAACGGCAAAGACACGCCGGCGGCGCUCGAUCCGGCGGCGAUCGACGAGAACAGCACGACGACGUCCUUCACCGAGGACUCGCUGGACAAGCCGGCGACGCCAAUCACCGCCGGCGAUCAUCCCGUCGUGGGCGCCAGCGAGGACACAAAUGAUUCCCUCAUUACCAACGACAGCAGCAACAACGCGACGCCACGACCUACCGAUAGCGAGGACACCGAGGAGGACUCGCAGGACGCGCAGGACGCGCAGGAGCCGCCCACCAAGAAGAGCAAGAAGUGACCCGAUCGGCUCGGUGACGCGACGAGCAACAACGUCAGCACUUUCGUGCCCGCCAGAAGUCUGUCGAUCAUCGCGGCACCGCGUCGUCGAUUCUGAAUCAUCGAACGGAUGAUGGACCGACGGACGUACGGACGACGGACGGACGGAUAGGUAGUAUAGAGAUGGAUGCACGGACGGACGGACGGACGCGGAUGGAUGGAUGAAAUUACUCUAUUGCGCGAUUGCUUGCGACGGAGCACAGCCGCUCACUUCAUCCUCGACUCUUGCGGCAGGGGAGAGGAGAGGAGCGAGGAAAGAAGAGGCGGAUCCGCGGGAUCCCGGAGAUUCGGAUGGAUUCUGGGAUCCUCGAAUCCUCGAGUCCUCUCACUCCGUUUCUCUCCCCUUUCGAAAUCCUUCCCCACAUCUCACCCACGGUCUCGUUAUAUCUCAUUUCUUUACGCUCCUUCCUUCGGUUCUGGUAUCGAUUUUUACUGAGUGACCGACGAGCUCGUAUCCUCGUCGACGUCAAGCGUCAGAUGGUACAGCUGGAUCCUCGCCGUUGUUGUUCGGACAAUCUCGCGCGUUCACGCAAUGUCAACAAGAGUUUUGCACCACCUUUUGAUUAUGGAUCUCCUGUAUAAAGUAUGUUGAAGCGGACGAGGAAACGUGAAAGUAUAUACUCAAUGUUGUUAGAAAUAAAGGACCUUUCACGCAUCUAGUAAUAAGCCUUUGUAUCCCACUCUUGAC